Molossus molossus (Pallas's mastiff bat) is the source of this 4150-nucleotide messenger RNA. It is a transcript of the gene SFI1, whose product is annotated as SFI1 centrin binding protein. The record is from RefSeq and is a predicted model, not a curated record. Bases 233 to 4150 code for a protein of 1305 amino acids. Gene Ontology annotation, molecular function: phosphatase binding. The transcript has 32 exons. NCBI's taxonomy places the organism in Eukaryota, Metazoa, Chordata, Mammalia, Chiroptera, Molossidae.
UAGUCACUAAUGGUGACCUUUUUGCGUUGGAGUGUGAUACCAGGAAAGACUAGGACAACCCUGGCUGGGUGGCUCAGUUGGUUGGAGUGUCGUCCCAUGUACCAUGUGGGUUCAAUUCCCGGUUGGGUUAGAAGAGAAGAUAAAACGCUUUGAUUUAUGAAGAAUCUGUUCACUAAGAAGUUCAUUAUCAAGCCACUGGUUGAAUUUCCAUCAAUAAGAGAUUAAGUGGGGAAUGGAGAGGAAGGUUGAGUCCAGGUCUUUUAGGGAUGGUGCAGUUAAGAAACCUUAUUCUCCAAAGAUAUUGUCCAAGAAGUCUUCUACUUUCUUUGGGAUCCGGAGUGAGAUACCUCGUUCUAGUCAUCUAUUGCAGUGUCACGCUCGGACCCAAAGGGGCCGAUUAAGAGAAUUGCGCAUCAGAUGUGUGGCCAGGAAGUUCUUGUAUUUGUGGAUUCGGAAAACUUUUGGAAGAGUAUUUCCUUCUAAAGCCAGGUUUUACUAUAAGCAAAGAAUACUACGGAAGGUCUUUGAAGAAUGGAAAGAAGAGUGGUGGGUUUUCCAUCGAGAGUGGAAACUCUGUGUUCGAGCUGACUGUCACUACAGAUAUUACUUGUACAACCUGAUGUUCCAGACCUGGAAGACCUAUGUGCAUCAGCAGCAGGACAUGAGGAACAAGUACAUCAGAGCCCAGGAUCAUGAUGCAAAACAAAAGAUGCGACAGGCCUGGAAGUCCUGGUUGAUCUACGUGGUUUUUCGAAGGACCAAACUUCAGAUGCAGACCACUGCCUUGGAGUUUAGGCAGCGGAGUAUUUUGUGGGUGUGGUGGAGCGAAUGGAGGCGGCAACUGGGACAGAUCCGUGUGGGACACAUUCUCUUUGCCUCAGCUGUGAAGCACAGGGCCCUUAGCCUCCAGCUGCAGGCUUGGUCACGGUGGCAGGAACAGCUCCUGCGUGUCCAGAGGGAGAGACAGAACGUGGUCUCUGCAGUGAAACACUAUCAGCAUUGGCAAAAGUGGAGAUCCCUGAAGGCCUGGCUUGAAUACCUGCAGGUCCGGAGGAUAAAGAGACGGCGAAAUGAGAUGGCUGAGCGAUUGCACCGAGUCACUGUACUUCAGACACACUUCUGUGAUUGGCAGUGGGCCUGGCAGCGGAGGGAGAGCUUGCAUGCUCACCAUGCACAGGUGGAGAUGCUGGCCAGAAGGAUGGUGCUGCGGCAGGUCUUUACUCACUGGAAACACUAUGUGGUGCUGUGUGCAGAAGGAGCUGCUCAGUGGAAGGUGGCAGAAGAGCACUAUAGGCGUAGCUUGCUGCACUUUUGUUUUAGGGCCCUAAGAGACAACGUGACCCAUGCCCACCUCCAACGAAUAAGAAGGAAUCUUGCUCAUCAGCAGCAUGACAUCAUGCUGCUGCACAGGUUCUGGAACCUCUGGCAGUCUCGGAUUGAGCAGAGGGAGGAGAGAGAACAGCUCCCCUUACUGCAAGCAGCCUGGGACCACUACAGAAUAAGAUUGCUACGCAAGUGUAUCAAGCUGUGGUUACAGCAUACUCAGAAGAGGCAAUACAAGCAGUUCUUACAGGCCAGAGCAGAAAGUCACUUCCAGCAGAGAGCCCUGCCCAUGGCCUUCCAGGCUUGGAGAAGACUCUGGCGAUGGCGCCAGCAAGAAAGUGUCCUUAAUGCAAGAGCGGCACGCUUUCACAGGGAGACAUUAGAGAAGCAAGUCUUUGCUAUUUGGUGGCAGAAGAUGUUUCAGCAUCAAGAAAACCGCUUGGCAGAGAGGAUAGCCAUCCUUCACGCCGAGCGGCAGCUCCUGCGAACGUCCUGGUCCAAGUGGCUCCAGCGGGCAGCAGCACAUCUCCAGGAGCGGCAGUGGCGAGCAGUGGCCUGUGCCCACCACCGCCAGGCGAGGCUCAGGGAGGUUUUCUCCAUUUGGAAGAACAGUGCCCGAGGGCUCCGAGCAGAGAAGAUGGGCAGGGUGCUGGCUGCAGAAUUCCACUCAGCACGGCUUCUGCGUUGGGCCUGGAACAGGUGGAGGGAGUGCCUGGCCCUCCGGGGCGCUGAGCAACAGGAGCUAAUGCGAGCAGACCUGCAUCACCAGCACGCCUUGCUGCACAGGGCGCUGCAGACCUGGGGGGUAGGAGCUGCUGUUCCUCCGCCUCCCUUGUCUGCCCCUCUUAGAACAGAGCAAGUACCGUGGACAACUUACCAGAGCCGGGUGCGGAGCAUCCUACAGGAGGUGGCGUCCAGGGAGAGCCAGCACAAGAGGCAGCUGCUGCGGGAUGUGUUGCAUCGCUGGAGAGAGAACACAGUGGCCCACAUGGAGGAAGCAGAGAAAACCUCUCGAGCAGUUGCUCACUACAGAAGGAGCCUGUGUUUCAAGGUCUUGGUCCAGUGGCGGGAGGCCGCGUCAGUGCAGAUAUACUACCGACAGCAGGAGGACUGUGCCGUCAGGGAGGCCCAGAAGGUGCUGGACAGGCGCUGUCUCAGGACCUGGUUUUGGCACUGGCGGGACCGUGGCCAGAGAGCAGCCCAGCAGAGAGCCCAGCUGGAGAGGGCAGCACAGCAUCACCGUCGGCAGCUACUGCUGCAGGGCCUGGACCGGUGGAAGGUGCACCAUCUGGGCUGCAUCAGGAAGAGGCUCCUGCAGAGGCAGGGCGCCCGACUCCUGGUCCAUACACUCGUCCGGUCCUGCUUCCUCCAGUGGAGACAACAGCUGGUGAACAGGAGGCGGGAGCAGCAGGACACAGCCCGGGCCCUGUGGUUCUGGGCCUUCUCGCUACAGGCAAAGGUGUGGGCUGCGUGGCUGGGCUUUGUGCAGGAGAGGAGGAGGAAGAAGGCACGGCUGGAGCGGGCAGUGCAGACCUACCACCAGCAGCUCCUCCAGGAGGGUGUCAUGCGCCUCCUGCGGUUUGCAGCUGGCAUGAAGGCCCUCCGGCAGCAGCUGCAUUGCCAGCAGCAGGUGCAGGCAGCCCACAGUCUCCACCGGGCAGUACAUCGCUGUGCCAUGCUCUGGAAAAGGAAGGUGCUGGGCCCAGGCAGGGGGCCUCAGCCUCCCACAUCCACCAUGCCCAGGAGAGUGACAUUCAAGGGUCCCUUUCCCGACCGCAUCACUGCUGGUGCUGGGGAUGCCGCCCUGGAGACCACGAGGCCACGAGCUCCUCGUGGGCCACUGGGAGCUCUGGGCAGCCUGGCGCCGAAUGCCGGGGACCCCCAACUCCUGGAGCUCAAUGCUGUCCGCUCAGCAAGGAAGCAGCCACGACGCCCAAACUUCUUGCUGGAGCCCUUGCAGAGCCGGAGGUCCCUGGGGUGUGGCACCAUCAGGGGGCAAGGGCCUGAGACACUGAGGGAGCAAGGCCUAGGCAUGGCCCAGCCAGCAGGCCCUUCCCUGACGAGGCCCUUCCUGGAAAAGACUCAGACAGUACUGGUCCCCAGUAGCUCCCUGCCCCAGGCUGGGGCCCUGCCAAGUGCCCCUGGCCGGAAGCUGUCCCCCAUGGCGAGUGCAGGCCCAGAGCUGCUGACCCCUUCCUCCUUCAUGCCCUGUGGAGUGGACGCACCCACUAGGGCAUCAACAUCACUGACCUUCCCUGGCCUUACGCCCCAGGCUCCUCUAUCCCUAGCCUGUCUCCCUAAUCCCCACCUGCUCCUUCCUGGAGACCUCACAGGCCCCCGGCUUGGGCCUGGCUCUGAAGCUGCAGGUGUGUACCUGAGGUCUGGCAGCACAAGCAUUCAGCCCACUCCCAGCACCUGGGCGCCCUCCUUUCAGCCUGGGCCCAGCUGGGAGAGUGGUCAAGAUCAAGCUUCUCCUGUUGCCAUGGGCCACACUGACCUGGAGGCUGAGCUUGAGGGCAUCCAGUGGCAAUUGCAAGACUACCAGAGCAUGAAGCAGAACCUCUGGUCCUACCAGCGGCAGGCAAGCAGCCUACGCCAGUGGCUGGAGUUGAGCCGGGAGGAGCCCAGGCCUGAGGACCAGGAAGCUGAGCAGCAGGUGCAGGAAGAACUGCAGGAGGUGGAACUGCAGAUCCAGCAACUGGCUGUGGAGCUCCAGGCCCGGCGCCAGCCCAUCAAAACCUGCAUCUCCCGUGUGCAGGCCCUGUACCAGAACCAUCACCCACUAGGGAGGUCUCAGCCCACCUCCAGGAACAGAAUGCAAAGCUAA